AUGUCGGCAACUUCCGAAACCACGGCCACGCCAACCACCACCACCACCACCUCCGCCGCCGGCACCACCACCAUCAACACAGGCACGAGCAUCAACACCAGUACCAGCACCAACAACACCACCAACCAUCCCGGCAGUCCACUAUCACCAACCACAAUGGGUUCCCCAUCUUCCCUCCGGGGCCUUCCCCCCUCCUCGUCCUCAGGUCAUGUCGACCCCACCCAAGCCGUCGAUGGUCUCGUCCGCGCCAUGCGCGACCUGACAUCAGACAGCAACUACAAGCUGGUCGCCGACGUGUUCGGGCAGUUCAUCAUGCUCAAGGAGAAGAACGAGCGGCUGUCCAUCUCCCACCGUGAAGUCCUCGACGAGUACCACCGCUACCGGUCCGAGCUGGACGACUGGAAGAAGCGGCUCGAGAAGGAAAAGGAAGGGCUCGAGGACGUGAUCCAGUCAAAAGUGCAGGAGGUGCUGCAGCUACACGCUCAGCGCGCGAGUUUGCAAGGGAAUUUGGAAGACAGCGCCAAGAGGGCGGCGGCGGCUGUGGAGAAUGGGGAGCGUGAGCUGAUGAGGUUGAAGGAGGAGAAGGAGAGGGAGUUGCAGGAGUUGAGGAAGGAUAAAGAGCGGGAGCUGGCAGCGUUGAAGGAAGACAAAGAGAAGGAAUUGGUUGCGCUGAAGGAGGAUAAGGAGCAGGAGCUGACCAAGUUGAGGGAGGACCAGGCGUAUGAGCUUUCUAAGCUCAGGGAUGACAUGGGGACCGAGUUGAGUGACAUGAAGUCACUAAGGGGGAUGCAGAUCUCGGAACUCGAAGCUGCCAAGGCCGCUCUUGAGAAGUCCAAGGAGGAGCUGGAGGCAUCAGCUGCUCAAGCUGCACAAGCCGCGGCUGAGGAGAUUGCCGCACUAUCGACCGCCAGGGGCCUUCUGGAGGAGUGGAAAGCGCAAGCCGAAGCCAAGCUUGUAUUGCUACAAGAAUCCAAGACCACUUUAGAAGCCGACAAAACAAAGAACGAGGCCGAGAUCGUCUCUCUCAAGGAGACUGUCGCCACACUAGAGGCCCAGUUCAAGGCAGUCGACGAGGCCCUGACAACGACCAAAGCCGACUUCGAGUCCCUCAAGACCAUCCAAGCUGAGAAGACAUCCGAGAUCGAGAGGCUUAGGGCUUCGCUCAAGGCUGCUGAGGAAGAGAUUGCCUCUCUCAAACAGACGGUGGCCGAGAAGAGUGCAGAGAUCGAGGCCCUGCGUACCAAUCUCAACACCGAGAAGGCUCGAGCAGACACGGCCGAGGCCCGGUCUGAAGAUCUCCAGAGGCGUCUUGACGAGACUGAGGAUAACCUUCAGACUGCCGAGGAGAAGCUGGAUAUUCUGGCGUCGUAUCAGACCAAGCUUCAUGCUGACAGCGAGGACGUUUACGUCGACAUCCUCGACAAAAUCUGGACAUCCAUCGUCACCCUCGUCGAAUCCACCUUCCGCCCUUCCCUCCCCGAGCCCAUCCUCUCCGACCCCUCCUGCUGGGCCAACCUCCGCAACUCGCCCUACCUCAAACACGCCACCCAACUCCAAAUCCCUCUCCCGCAAUCCAAUUCGCCAGCAGCCAAGGGCAUGCGCAUCUCCGCCGUCCUAGCCGUGCUUUCCCGCGCUUUACACCGCCACCUCUUCCGACCCGUCUACCUCCUCGACGACGACGACGAAAACCUCGUCAAGUUCCUGCGCGUGCUAGAAGACGAGAACCCCGCGCGCGAGCUCCAUCUGCGCUCAACCCUGCUAGCCACCAUGCCCGAGCGCCAAAUCGAGCAAGGCGCACGACGAGUCAAGACCGUAGUGCGCGAAGUCUCCUGGCUUGUCCAGCACUUGCUCUCCGCCCUAGCCUUCGAAUCCUUCGUUUCGGGUCUCGAACAAGCCUGCAAGCUCGCCUGCGAGCAAUGGAUGCGCAUCCAGCUUGCCUCUAUGAAAAUCGAGCCGUACUUUGGACCGCCAUACGACGAUUUCGACUGGCAAGUCCUUGAUCUACCGGAAUUCGUCAGCAGCAAUAGCACCCAGCAACAGCGACCAUUCUCAGUGACGUUAACAGACGGUGGCGAUGGCGACGACGGCGCAUCAACUAUCGGUGCUGGCGCCCCGUUAUCUACCCCUGCGCCUGACACCGACGGUACUUCUACCUCAAAAAGUCACAACCUUGCGCAUACCCACUCCCACUCCCACCUGCACAACAACCAUGAUUCCGACCCCAACGCCAACUCCGACACCCCGCAAGAGGAAGAGAUCGACCCCGACGAUAUCUUGCUAGUAGUCUGGCCAUCCAUGUGCUCCGUCGAAGACGGCGACAUCAUGAGCAUUACGCAAGGGCUGGUGAUCUCCAAGCAACAGGCACGGCCCGCGCUGGAAGAAGUGAGGAGGUCCAAGUCGGGGAUUAAUCGGGAUGGAAGUCUCAAUAGUAAUAAUGGAGCGCCAGGGAUGCCGAUUAGACCGGGGAGUACCACCAGGAGAGGCACCACGAGGGGGAUGAGUAUUGCUGCGGAGGAGAGGAGUAGAGGGGAGAGUAGGAGUCCGGUUACUAGUAGGCGGAAGAGCUUUUUUGGGAUGGGCGGCGGUGGGGAUAAGGGGGAGAAAGGGGAGGGAGGAAAGGGGGAGGCUGGUGGGGAGGAGUGA
Messenger RNA from Sordaria macrospora k-hell, 2643 nucleotides. RefSeq lists its product as uncharacterized. Gene Ontology annotation, molecular function: small GTPase binding. The record is from RefSeq and is a predicted model, not a curated record. Gene Ontology annotation, cellular component: Golgi apparatus. NCBI's taxonomy places the organism in Eukaryota, Fungi, Ascomycota, Sordariomycetes, Sordariales, Sordariaceae. Gene Ontology annotation, biological process: Golgi vesicle transport.